CAAAAUUUAUUUGGAAAAUACACAUUACAAUUUGGAAAACGUUUUGGUAAUAAUGUAAUCAAAUUAGUAUAUUUCCUAACCUUGCCAUAGGCAUGCGUUAGGGAAAUCUAUAAUUUAUUUAUUCCUAAAUGUGUUUAAAAAUGGCAGAUAUUGCACGGGAAUAUUUAGAAAAUUCAUUGGAAAAUGAAUAUAUUUUAAACAUGAACCAAGAAAGCAAUAGAAAUGAAAUAGAAACACAUGAUAAGAUUCAAGAAUCAGAGAGCAUUUUGACACAUUCCUCGUCGUAUGUGCUAGCCCGAAAUGACAGUCAACUCAGUGGUGAUGUGGAUCGCUGGAUAGGUGACUCUCCUACUGAAGUACCCUUACGUGGUAUCAGGCCUUCUGGUAUCCAGAGAUCAGCAUUAAUAUCUACACAAGACUCGCUCCUGAGUAACAGUUUCUGGUAUUUGGCUGCGUUGGUCCUCCCCAUAUUUAGUACUAAUACUUACUCCCAGUGGCAGUGUUCACCAAAUGCGAUUUAUAAUUCUGCUGGCUUACUAGUAGCACAAUUGGGACGACUUUGCAGCCAUAUUCGAUGUCAGUUGCGUCAUAUCUCCGAGAACACACAUGCUAGGGAUGUUUUUGCGACCGCAAUGGAUAUUAUACUAGUCGUUUAUGCAGUGGGUUUCCUUAUUCUAUCCAUGUAUCAGGCUUCAUUAAUCGGAUAAAUUUAUA
Molecule: messenger RNA, 714 nt
Organism: Pieris rapae (cabbage white)
Lineage: Eukaryota; Metazoa; Arthropoda; Insecta; Lepidoptera; Pieridae
Exons: 5
Coding region: 129-707 (192 amino acids)
Source: RefSeq, a predicted model, not a curated record